UCUCAGAGGAACCGAUGCAGACGACAAAUAAUAUUGCUAUGGCGUUCAAUAACACGACUGAAAUUUUAGUCGAGGAUAUAGGCAAUUAUACCGGUUUCCUCGAAAGACCAGCUGAAUGGGGAUUUUGGACCAAAUUCGUAUUGACACCUGUGAUUGUACUGGCAGGACUUAUUGGAAACACUCUUUCAUUUAUUGUAAUGAGAUCCAAGACGUUGCGGAAGAAAUCUUAUUCCCAGUAUUUAAGUGUUCUUGCUAUAUUCGACACUCUUACACUCAUCAUUAGACAGGUUCGGAUUGUUGACGAAUACUACUUUAACAAGUUUGGUGUUAACGAAGUGUUCAAAAACUUCAAUGACAUCGGGUGUAAGAUCUUUCAUUACUCGGAGCAUGUGUCAUAUUUAAUGUCAUCAUGGCUUAUAGUGUUGAUGGCGAUGGAAAGGUUAAUAGCCGUGUGUUUCCCAUUCAAAAAGGCCGUGAUAAGAAAAAAGACAGGGGCUUCUUUGUGCAUAUCAAUCUUGUUUAUUAUGGUUUGCGUCAGUCAGUCAUUUAGACUUGUAAUGAUAGAACAAAUUGGUGAAGACAUACAAAAUUGUGAAGCAAGUUUUAUCUAUUUGGAUAUAUACACAAGUCUACACGUUUACUUCUAUCAAUGGACGCUCAUAUUUGCCUUACCGGUUGUUCUUGUCCUUGGAUGUAACGUUCUUGUAUUGUUUCAAAUAUUCAAAAUCAAACGGGAAGUGCGGACGAAGGAUAAACGGAAUCGCUAUAACAGAACCGCAAGGAAGAACAACAGAACAACGUGUAUGCUUCUUAUUGUAUCCUUCACUUUUAUUGGAACCCUACUUCCUUUGUUUGCGCUAACGCUUGUAGUGGACAUAGCUAUUAAGCGGUUAGGAAGCAAAGCUUAUUCAUUAUAUUGCUCACUUUGGCCAUUUAUUGAAACCUGUGAAGCAAUUUCGCUUAUAAACUAUGCUGCGAACUUCUUCAUAUACAUACUUGCAGAAGGAAAGUGGUAA
Messenger RNA from Ruditapes philippinarum (Manila clam), 1016 nucleotides. RefSeq names its product kappa-type opioid receptor-like. Gene Ontology annotation, molecular function: G protein-coupled receptor activity. Gene Ontology annotation, biological process: G protein-coupled receptor signaling pathway. Gene Ontology annotation, cellular component: plasma membrane. The record is from RefSeq and is a predicted model, not a curated record. The coding region runs from base 15 to 1016 and encodes 333 amino acids. The transcript is spliced from 2 exons. NCBI's taxonomy places the organism in Eukaryota, Metazoa, Mollusca, Bivalvia, Venerida, Veneridae.